AUGUCUUCACAAGACCAAAACACCAAACAAGAAAUUCAUGUUCUAUUGGUAGCAUUUUCAGCCCAAGGUCACAUAAACCCUUUACUUAGACUAGGAAAAUCACUAUUAACCAAAGGCCUUAAAGUCACCCUCGCCACCACGGAGUUAGUUUACCACCGCGUCUUCAAAUCGACCACCACUCCAACCACCACCACUGUCCCGACCUCUUACACCACCAACGGAAUCAACGUUAUCUUUUUCUCCGACGGCUUUGAUAUCGCUGAAGGCCAUGUAUCCGUCGACGAAUACAUGAACCUAAUAGCGAAAUUCGGUCCCAUUAGCCUCACAAAUCUCAUAAAAAACAAUUUCCUCAACAAUAGUUCUAAAAAACUAGCUUGCAUUAUUAACAACCCUUUUGUUCCUUGGGUAACAAACGUAGCUUAUGAACUCAAUAUCCCAUGUGCUUGUCUCUGGAUUCAACCUUGUACUCUUUACUCCAUUUACUAUCGUUUCUACAAUCAUUUAAACCAUUUUCCAACCCUCGAAAACCCUAAAACCGACGUCGAAAUACCCGGUCUCCCGAUAUUGAAACCACAAGACCUUCCAUCUUUUGUUCUUCCAACAAAUGAUAUAAAAGCCCUAUCAAAUGUUUUACAAGAGAUGUUCCAAAACAUGAAGAAACUCAAAUGGGUAUUAGCAAAUUCUUUCUAUGAAUUAGAAAAAGACGUGAUUGAUUCAAUGGCUGAGAUUUUCCCAAUAACAACCGUAGGUCCAUUGGUUCCUCCUUCAUUAUUAGGUCAAGAUCGAAUCGACGACGACGUCGGAAUCGAAAUGUGGAAGCCAAAGGAUUCAUGCAUGGAAUGGCUUAACCAAAAGCCACCAUCUUCAGUUAUAUAUAUCUCCUUCGGAAGUCUCAUUUUUCUCAAGGAAAAACAAAUGCUGAGCAUAGCUAAAGCAUUGAAGAACACUAACAAGUAUUUUCUCUGGGUGAUGAAAGAUAAAGAAGGAGACGAAGUUCGUCUUCCCGAAAAAUUCGUCGAAGAAACAAAAGAGAAAGGAAUGAUAGUAACAUGGUGUCCACAAACUAGGGUUUUGGUUCAUCCUUCAAUAGCAUGUUUCUUAACACACUGUGGAUGGAAUUCAACGUUGGAAGCCAUAGCUUCUGGAGUUCCUAUGAUUGGUUACCCACAAUGGAGUGAUCAACCGACGAACGCGAAACUCGUGUCGGAUGUUUUUCGUACUGGGAUUCGGUUGAAACCGGACAGUGAUGGGUUUGUGGAGAGCGAGGAAGUUGAAAGGGCGAUUGAGGAGAUUGUUGGAGGAGAAAAGUUUGAGGAGGUUAAGAAAAAUGUUUUGGAGAUGAAAAGUGCGGCGAGGGAAGCGUUGAUAGAUGGUGGAUCUUCUGAUAGGAAUAUUCAAUCGUUUGUUGAUGAGAUUCUUGUCUGUGUUGAGAACAAUAAUUGA
Lathyrus sativus (Indian pea) is the source of this 1443-nucleotide messenger RNA. The record is from the annotation of a GenBank genome assembly. Lineage: Eukaryota; Viridiplantae; Streptophyta; Magnoliopsida; Fabales; Fabaceae.